UGAAUGGCUGAAUAUUCUUGUCGUACAUCAAAGAAAAACGACACAUCGUAUUAGAAAGACAGAAAUAAAGGAUUUGAUCGAUUGCUGGUGGUGUGGAGGCGAAACCAUUUCUGGAUCCAUAUUUAUUUAUAAAUAAACUCCUUCCUCUCAAUAAUUUGCAGUUUGAUUUGGGUGUAUCUCGUGUGUCUGGACAUUUUUUGUACAUUCUGAAGUCAAAGUUAUUGGUAUGGCAUCUAGGCGGAACAUUAAUUAUACUCGUCUUGCCGAUGAAGACAAUGACUAUAUAGGCAAUGCAGGAGGAUCUGAUCCACGUUUCGAUUAUUCACCAGCAAGCUUGGAUGAAGUUCCAUGGAAAUCCAUUGCCCUUGCACUUUUUCUUCUCAUCAUUGGAUGUGGGCUUCUACUUCUCUCGUUCUUCAUUUUCACGGGUCACAUGGGAGGCGACAGAUCCCAAGCAUAUGGCCUUUUAGGACUCGGGGCUCUCACCUUUCUCCCAGGCUUCUACGAGACUCGAAUCGCAUAUUAUUCAUGGAGGGGUGCACAAGGCUAUCGCUAUGCAGCCAUUCCUGGUUAUUAAGGAUGUAACGUACAUGCAUUAUUCAGAAUAUAACAUACACACAUCCCUUUCAAAUUAUGUAGAUUGAUAUUGUUUUCCUAAAAUUUGAGUUUUGGAUAUGAAUAGUACAGUUCUAUGUUUCUGUUUGUUA
Erigeron canadensis is the source of this 707-nucleotide messenger RNA. Its product is annotated as transmembrane protein 230. NCBI's taxonomy places the organism in Eukaryota, Viridiplantae, Streptophyta, Magnoliopsida, Asterales, Asteraceae. Gene Ontology annotation, cellular component: endomembrane system. The record is from RefSeq and is a predicted model, not a curated record. The transcript has 3 exons. The coding region runs from base 227 to 577 and encodes 116 amino acids.